AUGGCCCCCGAAAUCCGCUUCAACGCCCUCGGCAUCCCCUACCUCGUCGAGUUCGCGAACGUCGCCUUCCGCUCGCGCUCCCGGUCCAGCUCCCGGUCGUCGAUGCGUACCCUCACAUUACGGAGAGACGCCUCGGAGUCGCGUCCCUCCCUGAACCUCCGGCCCACGCCUAGCCGGAGCACCCUUGCCUCGGACUGGACGCUCGCCGCGACUGCGUCCUCCGAGACCCUCGCCGGGCCCGGCGCGGAGGCGGAGUGCCCCGAGGACCACGGGUUGUACAUUCGCUUCGCGUCGCAGCUCGCGCAGCCCCCGUGCAGGCUCUCCGAGAGCCGCCUCGCACGGCUCAAGUACCGCAUCGCGAAGGCCGUGCUCGCGGCGGGCAUGGACAGCUCCCCGGGCGCGGAGCACGGGGACCCGAUGGACGCGGCGGGGCGUGGGCGCAUGUCGAUCAGCAGUAUCCGCUCGGAGAACGUCGAGCGCGACGGUGUACCGGGCUCGCUGUUCCGCGGGACGUAUGGGCAGGUCAUGACUGCCUUGCGUGCGGCGGGCCUCGCGACGGUGCCGUGCAAGGAGUCGGGCGUGCAGGACGCCACGCGUUUGGGCGCGCUCUUUGUGGCCCACCCCAAUGAACGGGGCGGUGUCGACUUCACGAAACUCACCCUAUGGGCGUGA
Molecule: messenger RNA, 672 nt
Organism: Trametes versicolor FP-101664 SS1
Lineage: Eukaryota; Fungi; Basidiomycota; Agaricomycetes; Polyporales; Polyporaceae
Exons: 2
Coding region: 1-672 (223 amino acids)
Source: RefSeq, a predicted model, not a curated record